Molecule: messenger RNA, 240 nt
Organism: Suillus plorans
Lineage: Eukaryota; Fungi; Basidiomycota; Agaricomycetes; Boletales; Suillaceae
Exons: 2
Coding region: 33-194 (53 amino acids)
Source: RefSeq, a predicted model, not a curated record
UAAAGUUUGCGAGUGGGUUUAUCAAGGAUUUUAUGCGGGUGGAUCAGAAGCUCAUGGAUGGGCAGAUAUCAGAUUGGUCUCCCAUAGGCGACAACUCGAAGCUCUUGGCACGGAAUAUGUCGUAUAUCAAGUCCCUGAACAAUAGCGUAGGCCCGAAGCAAAAAAAAAGUGCGAGAUCCACGAUGAAACCUUGACCUGCGACUUUGAUGACCACGUCGUGAUGUUGACAACGACGAAGAC